UAUAUCAUUGAUAUUUUCACAUGCAUCUGUAUUGCAGGAGCUGAUUGCGUUAUGUAUUUAUUAUCUUGAAACAAUUUGGUUGGUAGCGUUGGCAGUUGGUGGGUUGUUCGACUACAAAGCCGAGUUUUAAACAAGUUGCCGUGUUGGGAGUUUUAUUUCAGUCGCGAGCGUUCGCUUCCUGUGCUCGGAACGCAAAAAUUUUGUUUUUAAUUAGUGAAGUUAACGCUAUGUAAAUUUAUUUAAUUAAAUCAACAUGACAUAAAAUUGAUUUUAAAAAAUAUUGAAAUGUAAUAUUGAUUGUUUAGUGAGUGUAGUUAUAUUUUGAUUACUAUUAUAAUUAUUAUUAUAGUGAAAUUUUGUAAUCUUUUGUGAAAGUGAAGAUAUUGGUGUGAAAUUCUUACAGUGAAUCAUUAUGGCGACAAAAGUAAACGCUGAGAACGCUAGCGAAUUGUAUUUUAGCAAUUUGCAAUGCACAACUAAAAAUAAAGAAAAAUUAAUUUUAAAAGAUUUAAGUGGUCAAUUUCCUCCUGGAUCAUUAAUUGGAUUGAUGGGACCUUCUGGGGCGGGAAAAACGACUCUUUUGAAUAUUCUAAGCGCAUAUUGUCCCCAAAAUGCUACAUUUGACUGCUUACAACUUAAUGGAGUUAACACUGAUUUUGAGCACUUGCAAAGUAUCUCCUGUUACAUCACACAAGACAUCCACCUUAAUGAUCUGCUUAAUGUCGAAGAAAAUAUGCGUUUCGCUGCGGAUUUCAAACUUGGCGAAACACACUCACAAAUUGAGAAAAAUUCAAUUAUUACAGAAUUACUUGAUUCUUUUGGUUUAUCAUCGUCGCGUUCAACAAGAGCCGGCAAACUUUCCGGUGGAGAACGAAAACGACUCGCACUUGCACUUGAAAUGAUCAGUGAUCCAAGGAUAAUUUAUCUAGAUGAACCCACAACGGGUUUGGACAUUUCCACAACACAUCAAAUCCUCACAUACUUGAAGAAAAUCGCCGGAACGGGCAAGACUGUGAUAUGUACAAUACAUCAAGUAUGUGCCAGUCAUUUUGAUCUGUUUGACCUUGUAUACGUUAUCGCUGAUGGUCAGUGCGCAUAUCAAGGACGGCCGCAAGAUUUGGUUCCGUUUUUGGACGAGCACGGCUUGCCAUGUAACAUUUAUCACAAUCCAGCGGAUUAUCUGAUUGAAUUAUGCUGUGGGGAUUUUGGGCCAGAGAAAGCGAGUCAAUUGGUAAAAGCGUCUCAAAAUGGCGUCACCUACAUUCAGAGGAAUCACAGACAAUUGGUUUCGAGUAGUAUCAACUUAAAACAGAAUGCAAACGCAACAUGGAGUUAUCAGUUCCGCACAUUGAUGGGCCGUGAAUAUGUAAAAAUGCAAAGGAAUUGGCUUUUGACGUAUUUGCGCUUUCUGGGUAGUAAUUUCUUAGGACUCGCAAUCGGAUUGAUAUUCUAUGACGUCGGCUCGGAUGCAAGCAAAGUAUUUUUUAAUUACAAUCUAGCAUUGGCAACAUGUUCCAAUCUUGUGUUAAGCGGACUUUUAUAUCCUAUUUUAUCAUUUCCUCUGCAGAUGGAUGUAGUAAAGCGAGAAAUCCACAACCGAUAUUAUUCUAUAAUUCAAUAUUAUAUAUCAGUAUCUAUUUUGGAUUUACCAAUUUCGAUUCUUACAAUUGCAUCCUCCAGUAUGUUAAUAUACUAUCUGAGUGGUCAAGUAUUUGAAAAGGAUCGUGUGAUGAUAUUUAUCCUGUUUAGUAUUGUAUUGGGUGUAACUGUCAAUGCAAUUGGAUUCUUUUAUGGAACGUUACUAGAUUUAAAUAAUGCAAUAUUUUUUGGUUCCUGCACUCAACUACCACUAAUGUCUCUCAGUGGUUUCGCCAUCAUGCCACAAGAUCUCCCAUACUACCUCGGCAAGUUCUCUCACUUAAUAUAUGCCCGUCGAGGCGUACAAGGAUACCUGGUUGCUAUUUUUGGCUUAGAGUCACGUAAACUUCAUUGUCCAGAAGAGGUGGAGUAUUGUGCUUAUAGCGAAACGCAUCGAUUCAUGAAAGAACUAGAGGUGGAUCCUUACGAGUAUGUAUCGGCGUUGUAUGUUCUUGUGGGAUGGUAUGUUGCCGUCAGGGUGAUAACAUAUUAUACUAUGAGAUAUCGCCUUUCUUUACUGGCGUAAACAUACGAAUACCUAAUACCAGUUUAAUUUAUUGUGUUAAGUUUUGUGUUGAAUUUUGUUUUAAAUUAUUUUGUUUUGAAUAUGAAAUUGUGAUAUAAUAUAUUAUGAGGAUGUUUGUAUUGUAUGGAAAUAAUAGAUGUAUUCAUGCAUCAAAUCCAUGAAUUUGAAUCAUAUAUUUUAAAUCUUUUAAUACAAUUCGUCUGCGCAUCGUGUGCGCAUGUUUUUGAAUUGGCAGCGUCAAUAGAAGAGCAACGCAGUAGUGCGACCUUGCACUCUAGCGCAGCGAGCGUUCAACGGUCAUUUAGUCUUUCAGUUUUGCAGCGAUCAGUGCAACGCGCAUCUCUGCACCAAAAAUUGCUGAAAAUUAAACUGAUUCAUAGCAAACUAGUGUAAUCAAGUGCAACUCUAUACCAAUUGCAGGAAUAUGCUGUCUUUCAAUCGGUGCGAAUGUUGAAAACGUUUUAACGUUUUAACGUUUGUAGUGCGCUGCAAGAGAUGCGCAUUACGCAUCGCGCACUGACGCGUCUCUCAGUCGGGUACCACUUCGAGUGUCGCGCACAGCUCAACGUUAAAAUCACUGAAAAUAAAAGUAAUCUUCAGAAUAUUAUAGUGAUCAAGUGCACCUCAGUACUAAUUGCAGUAACAGAUUAUUAAAAAAGGUAUUUCGAUGAAUAUUUCGAUUGCGGACAUCUCGCAAACUAAAAUAGAUAGGAAUCAGCGGAUUGAAGAUUCUUAACGUACAGGAAAUUCUCUAAUACACAAAAAGAAAUUUUAAAAGAUAUAAGUGGGCAAUUUCCACCUGCGUCUUUGAUAGCUGUGAUUGGUCCUUCCGGUGGAGGAAAAACAACUCUUUUGAAUAUUCUCAGCGCUUAUAGUCCACAAAAUGCCUCAUGUGAUUACCUACAAGUUAAUGGAGUUAACACAAACUUUGAACAUUUACGUAACAUCUCUUGCUACAUCACGCAAGAUAUCCAUCUUAAUGAUUUACUUACUGUCGAGGAGAAUAUGUGUUUUGCUGCGGACUUUAAACUUGGUGUUACGCAUUCGCAAAUUGAAAAAAACGCAAUUAUUACAGAAUUAUUAGAUUCUUUUGGUUUAUCAACAAUGCGUACCACAAGAGCUGGAAAAUUAUCCAGUGGAGAGCGAAAACGACUCGCACUUGCACAAGAAAUGAUCAGUGAUCCAAAAAUAAUUUAUCUAGAUGAACCUACCACUGGUUUGGAUAUUUCAUCAACAUAUCAAACGUUGGCGUUUUUAAAGAAAAUCGCUGCGCGUGGAAAAACUGUGAUAUGUACAAUUCAUCAAGUGUGUGCAAGUCAUUUCAACAUGUUUGACUUUGCGUACGUCAUUGCUGAUGGACAAUGUGCGUAUCAAGGACGGCCACAAGAUUUAGUUAUGUUUUUACACAACCAAGGCAUGCCAUGUAACAUUCAUCAUAAUCCAGCUGAUUAUUGAAAAGGAUAUUUUUUAGUAAUGGAAUUGUGUUGUGGAGAUUUUGGAAAGGAUAAAUUGAGCCAAUUAGUAAAAGCGUCUCAAAAUGGCGUUUCAUACAUUCAAAAUAAUUCCACACAUUCAAUAUCGAAAGAAAUCAGCACUAUAAAACAAAAUGCAAAUGCCACAUGGAAUUAUCAGUUUCACACAAUAAUGGGUAGAGAAUUUGUUAAAAUGCAAAGAAAUUUGUUUUUAACAUAUUUGCGAUUUGUUGGAUGCAAUUUUCUUGGCCUUGUAACUGGUCUGAUAUUUUACGAUUUUGGUUUGGAUGCAACCAAAGUAUUUUUUUUAAUUACAACGUGGUCAUAUCAAUAGUUGCAAAUUCAAUUUUAACAGGCGUUUUAUAUCCUAUAUUAUCAUUUCCUAUGGAAAUGGAACUUGUUAAACGUGAAGUACACAAUAGAUACUAUACCGUAGGGCAAUAUUACAUGUCGGUUUUCAUUUUGGAUUUACCAAUAUCUACGCUGACUGUGAUUACAUCUAAUAUGUUAAUCUAUUAUUUAACUGGUCAACCACUCGAACAGGAACGUGUGAUACUAUUUAUUAUUGUUAGUGUAGUAAUGGGUGCAACUACGAAUGCAAUCGGAUUUUGUUUUGGGACUUUACUGAAUUUUAAUAACGCAAUAUUCCUUGCUUCUUGUACUCAAGUGCCUCUAUUAGCGAUUAGUGGAUUCGCCAUUAUGCCACAGGAUAUUCCGUACUUGGUGGAUAAAUUCUCGCAAUUAAUGUACGUUCGAACUGGCGCCAAUGGCUUUCUGGUUGCCGUUUUUGGUUUGCAGCCUCGAAAACUUAAUUGUCCCGCAGAAGCGGAGUAUUGCUUUUAUAGUAACACGCAUCGUUUCAUGAAAGAACUACAGAUUGAUCCUAAUGAUUAUACUUCAGCGUUGUAUGUUCUUGCUGUUUGGUGUAUAUCGGUCAGGGUGAUAACGUACUACACAAUGAGAUACAGGCUAUCAUUACCAAUUUAUAUACCCUGUAUAUCUACGAAAUAGAAGAAGAUUUUAUAGUUUUUCGUCCAAAAACAUUAAAAGAAUGAAUGAUUCAAAGAUAUUCAUUACAUAAGUGUGAAUUGUAUUGUUAUUGUACAAUACUAUUGUUAGCAUCUGAAAGAGGUUAAAUUCAGAUGAAAACCUAACCCUGAAAACGUUAUAGUUUAAAUCUUAUUACUGUUAAAUUUUCAUAUUUUUAUUAAAACAUCUCACAAUUAC
Dalotia coriaria is the source of this 4863-nucleotide messenger RNA. Its product is annotated as ATP-binding cassette sub-family G member 1-like. Gene Ontology annotation, biological process: transmembrane transport. Lineage: Eukaryota; Metazoa; Arthropoda; Insecta; Coleoptera; Staphylinidae. Gene Ontology annotation, cellular component: membrane. The transcript has 21 exons. The record is from RefSeq and is a predicted model, not a curated record. Gene Ontology annotation, molecular function: ATP hydrolysis activity; ABC-type transporter activity; ATP binding. Bases 413 to 2164 code for a protein of 583 amino acids.